Bursaphelenchus okinawaensis is the source of this 1422-nucleotide messenger RNA. Lineage: Eukaryota; Metazoa; Nematoda; Chromadorea; Rhabditida; Aphelenchoididae. The record is from the annotation of a GenBank genome assembly.
AUGCUUUCUUCGUCGCUCGGUCGGAUCGCCCUUCGGCCAAGACCACUUCAAUAUUGUCAAUCUUGCCAAGCCUCAGGGAUUUAUCAGAAAUAUGAGCAAUUCUUGGAGAAACGCUAUCCUAAGGUCUACAGAAUCCAUCGUCUAGUUGUGGAUGGUAAGUUGAGUUUUUUUUAAUAUUGUUGUUUAGGUUGCAGAGAUUGUUUGGCUGAUGUGAAGUUGUUGUAUCGGCUGAACAAAGACCUAAAAUAUGGAAAGCGAGAGCUGACGGACAUGAACACGAAGGAACUGAUGUGUUUGUUGCAAGUAAGUGAUCUGACUGACUGCGUGAUGUGUUUAUUAAGUGUCCACCCGAAGUUUUGAGGAUUGUGGUCAUUGUGGUACUGUUACAGUUUCCCGUAAUAGGAGAGGGACUAAUUAUAACGGCGUAAGUUGAGUUUGGACUUGCGGCCUUUUCUGUCUGGGUAAUAACAACAAGAAACUGUUCAUAGCAAGGUUUUUGAUUGACUUUGUAGUGAAUUUCCAAUUUAAAUUUGAAAAACGUUGCAAUUUUAACCAAAGAUAACUUUAUGUGACUGGCUUUUCGUGACAAACAUUUAAAUCAAUGUGUUUUAGACACAAGAGGAGCUGCCCAAGUUGGUAACAAUUACAAUCCUCGCUCCGUUGCCUUUCACCCUUUACGGAUUGGCUCUGUCUAUGUCAGUUUCUUUCUUGUAUCUUAUUAUUCAGACAGAAAUAGCCUCAAGUAAUUGUUUUCAGAAUCUUUUUCCCUCGAUUCGUGUUGACGAGGCAUUUCUGGACGGAUCAGCAGAAAGAAAAGUUCUGGCAGAUGAUGUAUAAAUAUACAUUUCUACCCCGGAUUCGGCGAUUACAGAAUCUGAAUCAGGUAAUUUUUAAUACAAAAGGUGAUAUACAUUUAUUAAAAGAACUUGUUUUAAUCCUGCAUGGACUAACAAUCAUCAAUCAUUUAUAGAAUAUGUCUCUGACCGAGCCAAAGAAUGUGAAACUGGUAGAUCUAAGCGUCUCUCACUUACUGAACUUGUGCAAGUUGCAUCGUUCGAUGCCUUUAUAUGGUUGUAGAGGAUUGGAACAGCGAGCCAAAAUCCUGUCACAGUUGGAUUAUGUUGUGGACAAGGAACUGGACGGGAUGGAGAAGCUUGAACUCCGAAAUCACAUGUUUCUGCGACGGCUAGAUUUCCAUCAGAAGUCGGAGGAGGAAAUGAGGUCGGAUCUGCAGAAUUGGAUCGCCGAGUCAAAGAGUAAGUUGAUUUUAAAAACCUGAUUGUUUUUGGAUAUAAAUAAUUCAAAUACUUAAAUUUUUAAAAUACGGUAUUGGUACUGAAAACGUAAUGUUUAGAAAUCCAGUCCAACCCCGGUUUGCUACUGCACCUUCCAGUCCUACUAACCGAGAAGAAAGAUAGAUAA